GGUUGUCGAGGCCCCGCAGUCGGGCUCCGCGCGCUCGCGCCGCCCCCAGUACAGCUUCGGCCGCCGUGCCGCCUGGCUCUGUCUCUUGUUCUCCGCGGGCUCUCAGGGCUUGGGCCGCGGCCGUUAGUCAUGUCGGAUUCUGGAAGUUACGGUCAAUCUGGGGGUGAGCAGCAAAGUUAUUCUUCCUAUGGAAAUCAAGGAAGCCAAGGUUAUGGACAAACACCACAAGGCUAUACUGGCUAUGGACAAACGACAGAUUCUUCAUAUGGACAGAGUUAUGGCAACUACAAUUAUGGACAGAAUCAAUCAGGUUACUCACAGUCCUAUGGUGGUUAUGAGAAUCAAAAGCAGAGCUCUUAUGGCCAGCAAUCUUACAAUAACCAGGGACAACAAAAUACGGAAUCAUCAGGAGGCCAAAGUGGGAGAGCGCCUUCAUAUGACCAGUCAAACUAUGGUCAGCAAGAUUCGUAUAGCCAGCAGUCAGGCUAUGAUCAGCAUCAAGGCUCAUAUGAUGAGCAAUCAAAUUAUAACCAGCAUGAUUCCUAUAAUCAAAACCAGCAGUCCUACCAUUCACAAAGGGACAAUUACAGCCAUCACACACAAGAUGACCGUCGUGAUGUGAGUAGGUAUGGAGAAGAUAAUAGAGGAUAUGGCGGGUCACAGGGAGGAGGUAGAGGGCGUGGGGGAUAUGACAAGGAUGGAAGAGGUCCUAUGACGGGAUCAAGUGGUGGUGACCGCGGUGGCUUCAAAAAUUUUGGUGGUCACAGGGAUUUUGGACCCAGACCAGAUGCUGAUUCAGAAUCUGAUAAUUCAGAUAACAACACAAUCUUUGUGCAAGGACUUGGAGAGGGUGUGUCCACAGAUCAAGUGGGGGAGUUCUUUAAACAAAUAGGAAUUAUCAAGACAAAUAAGAAGACUGGAAAACCAAUGAUAAAUUUGUAUACAGACAAGGACACAGGGAAACCAAAAGGAGAGGCAACUGUGUCAUUUGAUGAUCCUCCUUCAGCAAAGGCAGCCAUUGACUGGUUUGAUGGGAAAGAAUUCCAUGGUAACAUCAUUAAAGUGUCCUUUGCCACGAGAAGACCUGAAUUCAUGAGAGGAGGUGGAAGUGGAGGUGGGCGUCGAGGCCGUGGAGGAUAUAGAGGGCGGGGAGGCUUUCAGGGAAGAGGUGGAGACCCCAAAAGUGGAGACUGGGUUUGCCCUAACCCAUCCUGUGGAAAUAUGAAUUUUGCACGAAGGAAUUCCUGCAACCAGUGCAAUGAGCCCAGACCAGAGGACUCUCGUCCCUCAGGAGGAGAUUUCCGGGGAAGAGGCUACGGUGGAGAGAGGGGCUACAGAGGUCGUGGGGGCAGAGGAGGAGAUCGAGGAGGCUAUGGUGGAGACAGAAGUGGGAGUGGCUAUGGUGGAGACAGAAGUGGUGGUGGUGGCUAUGGGGGAGAUAGAGGUGGGGGUGGUUAUGGUGGGGAUAGAAGUGGGGGUGGCUAUGGUGGGGACAGAGGAGGCGGCUAUGGAGGAGACCGAGGAGGCUAUGGAGGAGACCGAGGAGGCUAUGGAGGGGACCGAGGAGGCUAUGGAGGGGACCGAGGAGGCUAUGGAGGCGACAGAAGUGGGGGUGGCUAUGGAGGAGAUCGUGGUAGCGGAUAUGGUGGAGACCGAAGUGGAGGCUACGGGGGAGACAGGAGUGGUGGCUAUGGAGGAGACCGAGGUGGGGGCUAUGGAGGAGACCGAGGUGGCUAUGGAGGCAAAAUGGGAGGAAGAAACGACUACAGAAAUGAUCAGCGCAACCGACCAUACUGAUGACUGUUUUGAAUGUUCCUUUGUCUCUGACAUGAUCCUUAGUGAAAUUGCCAGAGUUUUGCCUGCUGCUUUCCUCGUGGCCUCUUCUUGGGUAGUGAAAUUAAGUGACAUUUGGAUUUUUAUUUGGGAGGGAGGGGUGGGACAGUUUUCCUUCUUAGAUGUCCACUGAAAUUUCCUCCUAGUUUCCCUUCUUCUUUCCAACCCUUGAAGCUAAGUGCGUUGUAAAAUAUUGCCAAAAUGGAAAAGUGUUUUGUAAUACUGCAAUAAAGACUGAUUGUUUUGUGGA
This is a messenger RNA of Erinaceus europaeus (western European hedgehog), 2083 nucleotides long. RefSeq names its product TATA-box binding protein associated factor 15 (gene TAF15). Lineage: Eukaryota; Metazoa; Chordata; Mammalia; Eulipotyphla; Erinaceidae. The coding region runs from base 130 to 1797 and encodes 555 amino acids. Gene Ontology annotation, molecular function: RNA binding; transcription coregulator activity. Gene Ontology annotation, cellular component: nucleus. Gene Ontology annotation, biological process: regulation of DNA-templated transcription. The transcript has 16 exons. The record is from RefSeq and is a predicted model, not a curated record.